Messenger RNA from Nakaseomyces glabratus, 3465 nucleotides. It is a transcript of the gene NUP133, whose product is annotated as Nup133p. Gene Ontology annotation, cellular component: nuclear pore outer ring. The record is from RefSeq and is a predicted model, not a curated record. Gene Ontology annotation, biological process: poly(A)+ mRNA export from nucleus; transcription-dependent tethering of RNA polymerase II gene DNA at nuclear periphery; protein import into nucleus. NCBI's taxonomy places the organism in Eukaryota, Fungi, Ascomycota, Saccharomycetes, Saccharomycetales, Saccharomycetaceae. Gene Ontology annotation, molecular function: structural constituent of nuclear pore; protein binding.
AUGACUGACGUUAAGCCAAUGUUUCAACUAAGGAAGGAUAUCCUGAAUGAUGAAACUACUGGCACGAGUGCCAUUGAAAAUGUUGACAGUGGUAAUGAGGAGUCCAUGAUCUAUCAGCAAGUUGGUGAUCAGACCAAGGUCUUGACCGAAAAUGACAAGUAUUUGGUCAAAUGUAUAAAUUCCUUCAAUGCUGAGCAACUUCCUAUUCCCUCUCAUGUUCCUUUCUACUCCACAAUAGAUGGUGUAAACAAGCAGUGCUCCUAUAAUGAUAAUGAGAAUUUAUAUGUAUGGAACUUCAUCAAUUCGAAAUGGGACGACUCUAAUUAUUGUAAAAUACCAUUGAAUACUGACAGUAGUUCAUCGGUAAACGCUCUCCCAAAAUCGGUUUUUAUUUUGCCAACUAAUUAUGAUACUGAUGCUGAGAUGUUAGGACUAGAAAAUAGCAAUUCUUCGAAUGGUAUUGUUGGUGGUGUGAUUCUGGUAGAAAACACAGCAGACGCGACUUACUUAGUAUACUACGAAGAUAUGCGUUCAAUUAACCAUCUUUCGACAUCUAUAUCUAAAAAUAUGGCCCAUUUAUUAGAUUUGAAACUACAUUCAGAAGAAAAGGUAACGCUGAUGCUUAACUCAGAACCGGCAGGUCUUGUACUAGCUACUACAGAGGGAAGAUUGAUGUUUAUAACCAUUAGAGAGACAAAUGGUAAACCCUGCCUAACGCUUAAACAGCAACUGAUUAGGCCUAAGGGUAGUGGUCCUCUAGCUUUUUUGAGUCUUUUCUCAAGUAGUAAUGAAAUCAUAUCACUAAGAAAUGGGCCGAUUAUUGGGAAAGGUGAGAGAAUCGUAUAUGUUCUUACAAGAAAUGGCCGCUUUCAAGUGUGGAAACUGUCAGUUGCCUCUAAAUGCGUUAAGAUGAUGGAUACUAAUUUCUACGAUAGCAUACUAGAUGAUUUGGUAGAGCUUUAUCCCUUUGCUCAAGGCUCCUUAAAGAUUUUGGAUACACAUCCGAUAACAAAUCAACCGUUCUCUCCACAAGUUGUUCUAACACAGAUAUCCAGUUCAGAUGAGACCAACUUUAUCUUGUCUACCAUAAUUCUAGAUGAACAAACAAACUCUUUCACAAUAUUUUCAACAUAUAGAUUGAAUACCUACAUCAUGAAGGGAAACAGUGCAUUAGCUAAACCAAAACUUUGCGUACCAAGCUCAUUACAAAGUGCCACUUCAAAGUAUUUUGAUCUCUUCAUUGUAUUUGAUAAAGCAGUUGUCAUAACGCAGACUAGUUCAAAAUUGGACUCUACAUAUACUUUGAAAAGAAAAUGGGAAGAUAUCAUCAGUUUCAAUAAAGAAAUACAAAUAUUAGCCGAAAGUAAUGACGCAUCUACAGUGUAUUUACUCACUAAAGGUAUGGGAAUUAUAUCCAUCAUUCCAAAAAAGGAGAGAGGGGAAACUGCGUACGAAGAAUCUUUUGUUAAGUCGCAUCUUGACCAAGCAAUCUAUUUUUCUUCCAGUAGUAGCAACCCAGUAGAGUUUAAUCUACCUGGUGGCCUCCAUCUUGAGCAAGAUGAAGUCGAAAAUGACUUGAAGACUGCUAGUGAAGAGAUUUUAUUGUCCUCAUCAAAAUAUAUUCCACCUUUGACAGAUAAUAUUGAGAAGCAUUUGAGUCUCAGAUUAGUAUACUUUAGAAACUUGAUCAGUUUUGUUAAGGAUAACUUCGCUUUCAGUAUUUCACCUUCUAAAAAGCUAGAUAUAAUAGAAAACUUCGAGCUGUUAAACUGUUUUCACAAAUUCAACAAUUUUAUCAGCUCAUCAAACUUUGAACUGAAAUCUUUUUGGGACAGAACUCUUGAGGCUAAUGGUAAUAUCAACGAAAUCGAAUUGGCUGUGGAGAAAAUCCAUAGGUUCCCUGAUCUAUUCUCUACUUAUUUGAAUACUAUAAUAAAAGAGCUACCAUCUAAGUCCUACACGUUCAAACUGACGCUUGCUGACCUAAUAAUUGAAACCAUAUAUGAUGCUAUUUUAGAGGAAGGUGAGAAGAAGUUAAGAUAUGAAUUUUUGUCCCUCGAUCCACUUGAACUAAAUACACAUCUGCCAUGGUUCAUUAGCAUAGAUAUCCUCGAUUCUAUAAAUCAACUUUUUUUCGAUCUAAAGUUCUCGCUUGAGGGUCAAGAGAAAAACGCAAAUACCCAACUUUUAGUGAUAGUAAAGACAUUAUAUUAUCUUUUUAAUCAGGUGCGCUUGUUCUUUUUGAAAGAAAAUAAUAUGAAUGAUGUUAGUGCACAAGAUUUUAUGAAGAAAUGUGACCAACUUUAUGAGAAUAAUCAUUUAGCUUGGAACCAGACAUUAUGUGAACUUGGUUUGAAUGAGGAUUCGUUAGAGAUUUCAGAAUUUUAUCACGACUUUGUAUCAUUAGUGGAAACUUUAGAUACUUUAGAAGCAGUUGAAUCAAAGGCACUUUAUGAAGAAUAUUUUGCCAGAUUCGGUGAACAGUUUGCCCAUACCCUAUUUGAAUACUAUGUGAAGAAAAGUAAACUGCAAGACUUGUUUUACAGAUUUCCUGAGCAACAGGAAUUUUUAGUGUCUUUUUUUAAGAAGUACCCACAGUAUGGCAGAGUUUCAUGGAUAUUCAGUAUCAUUAACUAUGAUUACGCAAGUGCCGCAGCAACAUUGUAUGACAUUACUAGUGGUGAUAGAGCCUCUGCCAUGACUUUGGAAUCAGCCCAGUUAUACCUAAACAUUGCUAAACUAAGUACCUUGGCAGCGCACGAAAACCACGCUAAUGUUAAUUUACUGGGAGCCCUGAAGAGGAUACAAGCCAAUCUUGACGUAGUAGAUGGAGGCAAAGAUUUAGUUGAAAAAUUGAAAAGAGUUGAUGGUGCACCAUCUCAUCUUCAAGCAAAUUAUAAAGGGACUGAAUUUGAGAAACUCUUUGAUCUGUUGGUAAAAAAAGUGACCAACGGCACCAUGUUACAAUUUGUGGAGGUUGUGAUUCUUUAUUCCUUGAUCGAUGACAAGGAAUGUCUAUAUCAUGCAUUAAAACUACUGGCCAUUGAUGGUGAUAUACUGGAACUGGAACUAAAGAAAUUCUUAAUAUCUUUGAUUUGGAGAAGAAGUAUUUUAUUUGAUAUUCAAAAUGCAUAUGACACUACUAGUGAAGAUUCUACCUUGCACUUUGUCUUAAAGCAGUACUUGGAAGAUGAACUAUUCCGCGCUAAUUGUCCAUUGCCAACUGUAGGCGUUCUGACUGAAAAGACCAUGUUUACUGAAAGCUUAUUGAGUAGUUUGUUUUCCAAUUACGAAUUGGACACGAAGAAACUGCAGGAUAUAUUAGAAAAGGAAUAUAAUACUGUAGAGUCCACCGCUGUUGAUAUUGAAAAACGGAUUAUUGAAACGAUAUCUUCUCUAGACAAAGCUAAUGAUAAUUCAUACACCGUUAAUUAUCACGAUCUAACUAUAGAGUAUCAGAACUGA